This is a messenger RNA of Cannabis sativa, 997 nucleotides long. RefSeq lists its product as uncharacterized. Gene Ontology annotation, molecular function: RNA binding. The record is from RefSeq and is a predicted model, not a curated record. Gene Ontology annotation, biological process: RNA processing; intracellular calcium ion homeostasis. NCBI's taxonomy places the organism in Eukaryota, Viridiplantae, Streptophyta, Magnoliopsida, Rosales, Cannabaceae. Gene Ontology annotation, cellular component: perinuclear region of cytoplasm. Bases 1 to 984 code for a protein of 327 amino acids. The transcript has 2 exons.
AUGGAUCAACGAGCACAUGAUUAUUACACCGCGACAUAUGCCAUGACAUAUCAGCAACAACAACAACAACAACAACAACAACAACAACAACGGUUUCAAUACCCUCCUCAGCAGCAACAUUUACCACUUCUCAUUCCCCCGCACCCACCAAUACAACAACAACAACAACAACCAAUACAACAACAACAACAACAACAACGGUUUCAAUACCCUCCUCAGCAGCAACAACUACCACUUUUCAUUCCCCCGCACCGGCCAAUGCAACAAUUCCCUUACCAAGUUCAUCCCCACACACCAUCACAACAUCCCCACAUAGGUCUUCCACUUGUUGCUCCGCCUCAUCCACCUUCAAACCCCGAGCUUCACAAGCGAAUUGAUAAAUUGGUUGAGUAUGUCGUAAAAAAUGGGCCUACAUUUGAAGACAUGAUACGAGAAAAGCAACAAUUUAAUCUUGAUUACGCGUUUUUGUUUGGUGGGGAUGGCCACGGUUACUAUCGUUAUAAGCUUUGGCUAUGGACAAGAGGAACAGCUUUGGUGACUAAUUCUUUUGUUGGACCAUUAAGUUGCCAAAACAUGCCAUCAUCGGUUGCAUCUAAGCAAUUUCUUCCAAAUUCAGUUCCUUUAUUGCCAUGUCAAGCUAUGAAUGACGUUAAAAAAGUGUCACCAUAUCCUUCAUUCCCACCUGGUCUAAUUCCGGGAAUGGUCAAAAAGACACAAAUUGGUAGUGGAGUGCCCUACUCUUCCAUGAGUCCUUCGGACAUCCCAACUGCCAUACCUCCAUCAUGUAUAACACAAGAAGAACUUCUUGAAAGAGUGUCGAAAUUCUUUAACGAUAUUAGACAAGCUAAUACUUCUCAAGAACCCCUUAAAUUUGAUGCUCGAGAUUUCGAUGAUGAUAAUGAGAGAGAUUAUAAAAGAGAAACUUCUUCACGUAAAGAAGGGGUUUGCAUUCCCCUACCACCAAACAUUAGCGGUUUAGGGUAAAAUUUGAAAUAAG